GCGUGCCGCUAAUGUACUCGAGCCCCCACUACCCCGCCACUGGCUCUAGAUUUUUAUUAUCAUCAGGCUCUGUUUCUCCCUUUGGCUUUGCUCCUCUUUGCCAGUCUCAUCAGCUUCAUUUUCUCUUCUUCUCCAUCCCAUCCCAUCCUCAAAGGUCUAAUCGACUUCAACCGUAAAAAUGCUUAUCUACAAGGAUAUCCUCACUGGUGACGAGCUCAUCUCCGACUCCUACGAUCUCAAGGAGGUCGAUGGCAUCGUCUACGAGGCCGACUGUGCCAUGAUCGAGGAGGGUGGUCUUAACGUCGAUAUCGGUGCCAACGCUUCCGCCGAGGAGGCUGCCGAAGAUGUCGAUGACCAGGUCGUCAAGGUCAACAACAUCGUCAGCUCUUUCCGUCUCCAGGAGACCUCUUUCGACAAGAAGAGCUACCUCACCUACCUCAAGGGUUACAUGAAGGCUGUCAAGGCUGCUCUCCAGGAGAAGGGUGCUCCCGCCGAGGAGAUCACUGCCUUCGAGAAGGGUGCCCAGAACUAUGUCAAGAACGUCGUCCUUGCCAAGUUCAAGGACUUCGAGUUCCUUACUGGCGAGUCCAUGAACCCCGACGGAAUGGUUGUCCUCCUCAACUACCGUGAGGAUGGUGUCACCCCCUACAUCACCGUCUGGAAGCACGGUCUUACCGAGAUGAAGGUCUAAGGUGGAGGUAGUGACGUGGUGAUGUUUUUGGUCUGCCUUGUUUGUGACGACAGACGGACGAGCAGUUAUUUAGAUUACGAGCCACACGAAUCUCGUUCUCGGCACUUGGUAUAUCCCCGAGAUAUUGCGAUGAGAUGAACAAAAAAGAAAGAAGCCAUGAGUUCCAACCAA
This is a messenger RNA of Fusarium oxysporum Fo47, 862 nucleotides long. Its product is annotated as Mss4-like protein. The transcript has 5 exons. Gene Ontology annotation, cellular component: cytoplasm. The coding region runs from base 179 to 691 and encodes 170 amino acids. NCBI's taxonomy places the organism in Eukaryota, Fungi, Ascomycota, Sordariomycetes, Hypocreales, Nectriaceae. The record is from RefSeq and is a predicted model, not a curated record. Gene Ontology annotation, molecular function: calcium ion binding.